Molecule: messenger RNA, 2364 nt
Organism: Fomitopsis serialis
Lineage: Eukaryota; Fungi; Basidiomycota; Agaricomycetes; Polyporales; Fomitopsidaceae
Exons: 6
Coding region: 346-2364 (672 amino acids)
Cellular component (GO): Prp19 complex; U2-type catalytic step 2 spliceosome; U2-type catalytic step 1 spliceosome
Molecular function (GO): U6 snRNA binding; pre-mRNA binding
Source: RefSeq, a predicted model, not a curated record
GUGGGAGCGUGAGGUGGCGGGGCAGUCGAGCGUCGGCCGGUCGCCCAUCUUGUUCGUCUCUUCUUCGAUUCUCGUUUUCGCUGUCGCCCUGCCCGUUGUCCCUCGUCUUCGUUUUCGUGGCUUGGGCAGCGUGAAUUCAAGAGCUUUCAUUUAAAUAAUCCUAUAUAUCGCCCCCACCCGCGCCGCGCUCCUUUCUGUGCGUGUCCUUUUUCUGAACCCACCCUCUCCAUCCACGCUCCUUUGCCAGAGUCACCCCCCACACAUUCUCUAACCUGCUCUCCUUUUCGUCCGUUGUAACCCUCCUCUCCACCCUCGCUUCACUCCUCUGCCUCUCCCGACGCCGCCAUGGAUGAUUCGCAGACAGCCUUCAUUGCGCAAUACCCCGGUUACAAUUUCGAUCUCGAUAUGAUGAAGAGAUCCAUGGACGCUGUAGGUGGUCCCGACGCUAAAAAAGCCCGCUGGUCGCCGACCUCGUUCGGUUCGAACGGUACUAACGGUCUCUCUGGUAACCGCGACGCUUUUGCAAAUUAUGGCUAUGGCCCGAACGCGAACAUGCAGUCCGGCUACAACGGUUCGCCCACGAACGGCUUCAAUGGCAACGCGCUGUACUCGACGCCGCAGCUGAGCAUCAACACGAACACGUCCCCGAACGGCAUGCCGUCGCAGAUGAGCCCGAACACCGCUGGCCCGUACACGCCUUCCCAGCAACAGCCGUCGGCGAAUGGCCAGAACAGCCCGUACCCUGGUUUCGGCGGGUACAAUAUGCUCGGGAUGGGCUUGCCGAUGAACAUGUUGAACGGCUUUCAGUACGGUAACCCCAUGGCCAACUUCGCACAGGUGCUGAUGCUCCAGAACCUAAAUCAGCAGCGGCUUCCUCAGCUGCAGAUUCCUGGUACACCGACUGCGGGCCCGUACUCCCCUGCAGCCAUUAGCGCGGCACUCUCCGCGCAGAACAAUGCGACGGGCCGCACGGUGUACGUCGGAAACCUGCCUGCGACAGCGUCCGUCGACGAGCUACUCAACCUGGUCCACUUUGGGCCGCUCGAGUCGAUCCGCGUGCUGCCCGAGAAGUCUUGCGUGUUCCUGUCUUUCCUCGACGGCGCAACGGCAGCGGCGUUCCACGCGGACGCGCUGAUCAAGAAGCUGGCGCUCCACGGUCAGGAGCUCAAGAUCGGCUGGGGUAAGCCGUCUGCGGUGCCCAGCCAGGUCGCGCUUGCCAUCCAGCAGAGCAAUGCGAGCAGGAAUGUCUACCUUGGAGGGUUGGACGAGAACAUGACGGAGGAGCAAUUGAGGGACGACUUGAGCCGCUUUGGUUUAAUCGACCAGGUGAAGAUCGUGAGGGACAAGAAUAUUGGGUUUGUUCACUUUUUGAGCAUUGCUGUCGUGAACACGCUGCCGACAGAGCCGGCGUGGGCUGGCAAACGAGUCAACUACGGCAAGGACCGCUGCGCCUACAUCCCCAAGUCGCAGCAAGCCGCAGCGCAGGCCGCGCAGGCUGCUGCUGCUCAGUCGCUCGUGGCGCAGUCCGCCGCCGCGUCGCUCUCGCCCCUGCAGACGAAUGGCCCGAGCUUCGCGUCGCCGUUGACGCCGUACAUGCCUUUCUCGCCGGAUGGUCUCGGCGGACUUGCCUCCCCGCAGGCCCUGAACCGUACAGUCUACUUGGGAAACAUUCACCCCGAGACGACCACGGAGGACCUGUGCAACGCCAUUCGAGGUGGUGUCUUGCAGAGCAUUAGGUACAUGCAGGAUAAGCAUAUCGCUUUCGUGACAUUCAUCGACCCUGCUGCGUCCCUUACCUUUUUCCAAGUCGCGUCUUACCAAGGUCUGACGUUGAACAACCGCCGCUUGAAGAUCGGCUGGGGCAAGAACUCGGGGCCUCUGCCUCCUGCUCUCGCCCUUGCUGUGCACGGCGGUGCCACUCGCAACGUCUACGUUGGUAACAUCGAAGACUUCGACUCCUUCAAUGACGAGAAGCUGAAGAGGGACUUCGGCGAGUACGGUGACAUCGAACUCGUGAACUUCCUUAAGGAGAAGAACUGCGCGUUCGUGAACUUCACUAACAUCUCUAACGCCAUCAAGGCCAUCGAUGGUGUGAAGAACAAGCCGGACUAUGCCAACCUCCGCAUCGCCCACGGCAAGGAUCGCUGCGCUAACCCGCCCCGGUCUGGUCCUCAGGGCGGUGGUGCCCGGCGGUCUGCCAGUGGCCAUAAUGGUCCUGCUUCCGCGGGUCCUGUUAGCGCCAUCGAGCCGCCCGCCGAGGGUAUGGAUGCCGUUUUCCUUGCCCAGGAUCUCAAGGAGGAACCGGCCGACAUUGUUGUCACGCCGAUUGACGCUCCGCAGGGCGUCCCGGUCGCCGCGAACUAG